AUGGGAGAAUACGUUUGGGUGUCGCAUUAUUCGAAGCUGACUAAUGUCAUCCCGUUGCAAAUCUAUUCCGGAACAGAACCGUGCCAUCUUCUUGAAGUGGUUCGAGAAAAGCUGGAAAGAGAUGGCAUGCCCGAUGUGUUUUUGAACUUCUUGUUAACCUGCGGCCACACCUCCAUCAUCAGUUUGCAUUACCGGCUUCUUGUGAAAACCGUUGGUCACGUUCCAGCACUCCUUUUGUGUGGGCCCCGAAACACAGGGAAAAGCUUAAACGCCAACGUUUCGACAUCAUUUUGCGGAGCAAACGCUCAGCAAAUCUGCAUUUACAAAGAUAUGACGUUGACAAGGCUCCGGGAGCGUUACACCGAAGACCACUUCCCAAUAAUCGUUCAUGACGCUGAAGACGAAAGCCUCGUCGCAACCGCACUCAUGGAGUGCUACGAAGCGCGACCAGUGCUAAAACAUAACUCGAAUCAGACUCCUGGGACAACAAUUUGGUUCACCUGUAAUGAAAAAACCAUUUCCAUGCUUCGCAAAAACUUCGCAUCACUGAGCCGAGCAGUAGUGAUACCGAUGCUUGUGGAAUUCAAAAGUGCCACGCGCGAAGAAUUCCGCCAAAUUGCACACGGGAGAGAAACAGCUUCGCAGUUCUUUGAGGCCAUCUUAAACCUGACCAACCACGAUAUCGAAGAGCUCAUGCAGCGCAUGCAUGAGCUUCGAUAUCCAAUUAAAGCGGCAAUGCCGAUCCUGACGGACAGCCAUAAUCGUAUUGUCGACGGUUAUGCUAUGUUAGUGGCAGCAACAGAAAUGUUUGUGAAAAAAUGCGGAUGGGAUGUGUGGGCAACUAAAAUUGAAGGUUUCGUAAUGCAACAACUACUUCCUGUUGCGCAGUAUUACUAUGAAUACACUGCCGAAACCACAAUUGGGCCAUCGCUGGCUAUUUUGGAUAGGGCCUUGCAAGCUAGGAUUUGUGAAGUAAUACACAAAAUUCGGGGAGCAGCUCCUGAUGAGUUAAAGAAAUGCUUCGCGGUUACCAGCAGUCUGCCGUAUGUGGCCUUUAGGGAGCAAGACUUUACUCCACUGAUGAAUGUUCACGCGGAUAGCUGUGCAUUUGAUUUUUCGGAUUUGAAAAAAUUACCAGGCACCGUUAACUCUCAUCCCGUGGGAAUAUCUGGCAAAGUUCAACGCGCCAUUUGUGUCCUGAAAUCACAUUUUACGGACGAAGAGCUAGAAUUUUUAUCGGCAAGAACUAGUUCACUUCCGGGAGCAGUGAUGGCGAGCAUGGCACGACUGGGAAAAAAGGCUGUCCAAUCUCCGUUUAAAUCCGCUCAGGCAACCCGACUGCCGGCAACGUUUAUUCCGUCUCACACGUCAACCCAACUCGAAAAUCUUUAUGAAGGAACGCAAACGGAUAUUCAAUCCAGACAAGUAAUAUUACCAGAUGUAUCAGCAAUUGCUAGUGAUUCUGGUUCAACGCCUUCUGAACCACAGGAACCAGCAAUCCAAGAGGGUAUGGAAACACUCGACGACGAGAAAAGUCCGGACCGCAACGACGAAAUGGCUCCUCCACCUGGUUUAAGCGUGGGCUCCCGAUCGUUAUUCAGUCAGAGCGGGGAAACCAGCGAAAUGAAUGCUACAUUUAGGGUAUCUUCAGAGCCGGUUCUUUCACGGAUUCCAGCGGGAUCGAAAGAAGUUGACGGAUUAUUGGACGUGGCAGUUAGUUCAGACGGUAUGGCCCCGAAGCGACACAAACCGAAAAAGUCACCAUGUUGUCCGGAGUGCAAGGGAUUUGAGGAAGCCGGAAAACCUUUACCGGUUUACAAAUGCAAGCAGUGUCAACAAUCUUACCAUAUGAAGUGUCAGGUGACCCAUCCGGUUUUUUGGCCUGAGCGUACAAAAUGUCAGACUCGGCUGUGCAAUUCUUGCCGGAAAAUUCUUUAAAAUUACGUGUCACCUGCGAGUAGCAACAUGUUUGUUGACUACGGUCAUAUUUGCACUUGCCCAAUUCAAAAUGUUUUGGCAUCUUUUGGCAAACGCAAUUAACUUUUAUUUUAUCUGCGUAAAAUUUGUCUGCUGUGGAUUUUUUCUUCCUGCAUUUCAUUCGACUCAUGUUCGUUCAUACUGAUUGACAUGUUUUUAUUCACUGAUAUUCAUUGAUAUAUUAUUAACUUACAUAUUACUGGUUUUCU
Paramacrobiotus metropolitanus is the source of this 2186-nucleotide messenger RNA. RefSeq lists its product as uncharacterized. Bases 1 to 1938 code for a protein of 645 amino acids. The transcript is spliced from 11 exons. The record is from RefSeq and is a predicted model, not a curated record. Lineage: Eukaryota; Metazoa; Tardigrada; Eutardigrada; Parachela; Macrobiotidae.